This is a messenger RNA of Calliphora vicina (urban bluebottle blowfly), 1052 nucleotides long. RefSeq names its product Myosin light chain cytoplasmic (gene Mlc-c). The record is from RefSeq and is a predicted model, not a curated record. Gene Ontology annotation, cellular component: myosin II complex. NCBI's taxonomy places the organism in Eukaryota, Metazoa, Arthropoda, Insecta, Diptera, Calliphoridae. The transcript is spliced from 3 exons. Bases 133 to 576 code for a protein of 147 amino acids. Gene Ontology annotation, molecular function: myosin heavy chain binding; calcium ion binding.
AAAGGAAAGAGAAGAAGAAAAAGAAAUUGUAGAAAAUUUACUUUGUGUGACACAUUCCAAAAGUGUUUUUUGCAAGAGUGGGACUUAAUUUUAAUAUUUCACACACAAAUUUUAUUUAAACAACAAUAAAAAAUGGCCAACUAUUCCGAAGAUCAAUUAGCUGAAUUCCAAGAAGCCUUCAAUCUAUUCGACAAUCGUGGUGAUGGCAAAAUCCAUGUCGGUCAAGUCGGUGAAUGUCUACGGGCCUUAGGUCAAAAUCCCACCGAAUCGGAUGUAAAGAAAUGCACACAUCAAUUGAAACCCGAUGAACGCAUCUCUUUCGAAGUCUUCUUACCCAUUUAUCAAGCCAUUUCCAAAGCCAGAUCUGGUGAUACAGCCGAUGAUUUCAUCGAAGGUCUGCGUCAUUUCGAUAAGGAUGCCAGCGGUUUCAUUUCAUCGGCCGAAUUAAGACAUUUACUCACCACCUUGGGUGAAAAGUUAAUGGACGAAGAAGUUGAACAGUUGUUGGCCAACCAAGAGGAUUCACAGGGCAAUGUCAAUUACGAGGAAUUUGUACGCAUGGUUAUGAAUGGUUAAAUACACAUAUUAACAAUAAAAGACAGCCGAUAAUGGAGAAGCCAAAUAUCAACUUUAUAUUUGUUAUUUAUACAACAACAAGCCCCUACAACCACAAACGUUUUUUUACAUUUUUCAUUCCUUAUAAAUAAAGUUUUUUAAUCCCAGAAAAAAAAGUAGAACAUGAAAAAACAUAUAAAUUUCGGCAACUAAACUUAAGUAGCAACCAAUUUACUUCCUAAAAACCUUUCCACAUUUAAACAAAAAAAGUAUUUCGUAGAGUAUUUUUUGUCAAAUAAUUUAUUUCUUGUUUGCAUUUAAAAAAAAAAUUAUUUAAUUAAAAAAAAUUGCCUCUUUUUAGCGCAAGUGUAUUAAACUUUUUUUUCAAAUUUUUUUUAUAUAAUUAUUAUAUGUAUGUAUUUUUAAAAAAUAUAUUCACACAUCUUAUAAACAACAUAUUUUUUACUAAUUUUGUAAUAAUAAUGUAAAAACAAAAA